Lutra lutra (Eurasian river otter) is the source of this 1130-nucleotide messenger RNA. It is a transcript of the gene H1-4, whose product is annotated as H1.4 linker histone, cluster member. Gene Ontology annotation, biological process: nucleosome assembly. Lineage: Eukaryota; Metazoa; Chordata; Mammalia; Carnivora; Mustelidae. Gene Ontology annotation, molecular function: structural constituent of chromatin; DNA binding. Gene Ontology annotation, cellular component: nucleosome. Bases 68 to 727 code for a protein of 219 amino acids. The record is from RefSeq and is a predicted model, not a curated record. The transcript has a single exon.
GCGGCCCGAGUCCCGGCCAGUGCCUCUGCUUCCGGCUCGACUUGCUCUCUCCGCGCCCGCCUUCAGCAUGUCCGAGACUGCGCCCGCCGCGCCCGCCGCUCCGGCUCCCGCCGAGAAGACGCCCGUGAAGAAGAAGGCCCGCAAGUCCGCCGGUGCCGCCAAGCGCAAGGCGUCCGGGCCCCCGGUGUCCGAGCUCAUUACCAAGGCCGUCGCCGCGUCCAAGGAGCGCAGCGGCGUGUCCCUGGCGGCGCUCAAGAAGGCGCUGGCGGCCGCCGGCUACGACGUGGAGAAGAACAACAGCCGCAUCAAGCUGGGCCUCAAGAGCCUGGUGAGCAAGGGCACCCUGGUGCAGACCAAGGGCACCGGCGCCUCGGGCUCCUUCAAGCUCAACAAGAAGGCGGCCUCCGGCGAGGCCAAGCCCAAGGCCAAGAAGGCGGGCGCGGCCAAGCCCAAGAAGGCGGCCGGGGCGGCCAAGAAGCCCAAGAAGGCCGCGGGGGCCAGCGCCCCCAAGAAGAGCGCCAAGAAGACCCCAAAGAAGGCGAAGAAGCCCGCGGCGGCUGCAGGAGCCAAAAAAGCAAAGAGCCCGAAAAAAGCGAAAGCAGCCAAGCCCAAGAAGGCACCCAAGAGCCCUGCGAAGGCCAAAGCGGUGAAACCUAAGGCGGCCAAGCCAAAGACCGCCAAACCCAAGGCAGCCAAGCCAAAGAAGGCGGCAGCUAAGAAGAAAUAAGUUUCUUUGGCUAACUGCUUUGAAGCUCAACACAACCCAAAGGCUCUUUUCAGAGCCACCCCAGACCUCAGGAAAAGAGCUGUUGCACACAUUCGUAGGGGGCGUGGCGGGAGGACAGACGCUCCGCGGAGGGGCGGCACCUCCAGCGCAGGGAGGUGGUUCUCACCGCAAUGAGGUGCAGCCACAGGCGGCCCCUCGAGGACCUGAACGGUUUGGGGAGUUGUAGAUCCAUGGAACAUCGCUGAUGUCCCUAUGCGGUUCGCCGAGUGUUCGUUCCCGCUCCUUUCCUUUUUCUCCGCUGCAGAGAAAUGAAUUCGCGCACACUGACUGCGAGAAGGGAAGUGACCGUGCGGGGAGGGAAAACGAUCCGGGACAGCUUUCGUAGGCACUUUUUUUUUUUUUU